This is a messenger RNA of Carassius auratus (goldfish), 2274 nucleotides long. RefSeq names its product N-arachidonyl glycine receptor-like. Gene Ontology annotation, biological process: positive regulation of Rho protein signal transduction; phospholipase C-activating G protein-coupled receptor signaling pathway. The record is from RefSeq and is a predicted model, not a curated record. The coding region runs from base 451 to 1437 and encodes 328 amino acids. NCBI's taxonomy places the organism in Eukaryota, Metazoa, Chordata, Actinopteri, Cypriniformes, Cyprinidae. Gene Ontology annotation, cellular component: plasma membrane. Gene Ontology annotation, molecular function: G protein-coupled receptor activity. The transcript has 2 exons.
UUUUGCCCUGUUCAUUACAAAGAUCUCAUUUCCUGUUUGCACACCACCAACCUCAGCAUCCUGUGUUUAAUUAAAACUCUUCAACACCAGAUGCCUUCUGUUGCCACCUGCUGUGAGCUGUUCCCAAGAGAGCUAAUGCUGUGUGACAAACCCUAUUUUCCCAAUCAAUAACCAGCACCCAAACCUGUCACAUUUUUACUUUUCCACUGCUCUCAAAGUGCAUAUGUCAUAGAGUUUGCUAUUGAGAUAUAUUCUCCACUAGUACAUGCAUUACAGGAAGUGAAGGGGCUUCACAGAAACCAAAAGAAAAAUUCUAAUCUAAAUAAAGACAAAGGCAUAACUUCCUCUGUUAGAUCGAAGCUCGGCAGCAAGGGCACAUUAUAGUCAUCAACCGUACAGCCCUCAGAACAAAUACGAUGCCAACAACAUGGAUCUCUGAGGCAAACCAUCAUGGACCAUAACACUUCGCCUGUCAUCAACGAGGGCCACGUCCCCUAUGUGUACCGGAUUGCUAGCAUAGUGUUUUACAUCAUUAUCUUCGUCAUUGGCACAGUGGUCAACCUGACCGCCCUCUGGGUCUUUGCCUUGACCACUAAAAGACGGAACUCCAUCACUAUUUACAUGAUCAAUGUCGCUUUAGUGGACUUGGUAUUUAUCUUACUGCUGCCUUUUCGAAUGGUCUACUACAGUCAAGACUACUGGCCCUUUGGAGACGUGUUCUGCAGGAUUAAUGCGGCACUGACGGUGCUCUAUCCCUGCCUGGCCUUGUGGCUCUUCGCACUCAUUAGCACAGAUCGUUAUGUGGCCAUAGUGCAGCCGCGACACACCCGAGAACUAAAAAGCGUCCGUAAAGCCUUGCUGUCCUGUGCGGGAGUCUGGAUCAUGACCCUGGGCAGCACAGCUCCGCUUGUUCUCCUGGAAGAAGACCCUGACCGCAACACAAACUAUACCACUUGCAUCAAGAUGCACGACAUCAUCUACUUGCGCCGUGACAAUCCUGUCCACUUCGCACGUAUUGUCUUCUUCUUCUUGGUGCCGGUGUGCAUUAUGGUGGGCUGUUAUUUGGUCAUCGUAGACAACCUUAUCCAUGGACGCACGUCCAAACUGAAGCCCAAAGUCAAGCAGAAGUCCAUCCGGAUCAUCAUCACACUGAUCGUUCAGCUUCUGGUGUGUUUUGUGCCUUACCACAUCUGUUUUGUUUCCAUGCUGUUGGCCAGCAGUGAGAGUGGUUACAACACCUGGGGGGCCUUCACCACCUUCCUGAUGAAUGCGAGCACAGUGCUGGACAUCAUUCUCUUCUACAUUGUGUCAAAGCAGUUUCAGGACCGUGUGAUCAGCGUGAUCUUGUAUAGAAACUAUCUGAGGAGCGUUCGGAGGAAGAGCCUUCACACCAACAGCGUUCGAUCGCUCAGCAACCUGACCAGUGCCAUGAUCUGAGAAAUAAUACAGCUGAUUGAAGCAAUGUAAACUGAAUGCAAACGUAGAUUUUUGCAAUUAAAUUCCAGAAUGAGAUUUAAAUCGCAGAAAAUAAAAAUUAUGAUCAUACUAAUUAGUGAAACUGUUCGCAGUAAGUACCCAGUCAACUUACGAGAUGGAUCACAUGUGCUCCAGUGUCUUCAUUGGUAGUUGCUGCAUUGCAUCACUGUUCACUUGCAUAGGGUUCACUUUCAAAAUAACUUUGUGUGAAUACACCCUAAGACAAACUGUUUGUUUUUCAGUUGUUGUGUUUCAUGCAGCAAGUAUGUGUGUUGUUUUAAAAAUUUAGAGUUUUAAAGAUUGAGAAAGAUUAAUUUUCUAAAUUGAGAGGCUACAGUUAGAGCCACAUAUAACGCAGUAUUAAUAAAAGGUUUAGUUUUCUUGUAUACAUAUAAAAAUUAGGCCAGUGUGGGGCUGCACUGUAAACCCUUCUCUAAAUAAUGAACUGGUUUGAGUAGCGCAAACUUAAAUUAAACAAAUGUCUUUAAACAAAUUUACUUUUAUGAGUAUUUUCAACUUGCUUUUACUUCUGAGUUCAUGAAACGGACAUCUUAUAAGUAAUCUGAAUUGUUUAAUUGUUUUUAGUUUAAUUAACUUGUUUCUUUUUAUUCCGACAAACUAAAUUUGAGCUAAAACUGGGAUGGGAUUUCUAUUUCCCAGCAUGCCAUGCCACCUGGAAUGAUGAGUAAAAGCUAAAAUUGUGUAAGGGGAGAUUAAGUGGCAAUGAACUUGGUUUAUGUUGAAUGUUCUUUUUUGCCUUACUCAUUCAGCAGUAUACCAAUCAAAGCAAAAUUAUAA